Molecule: messenger RNA, 2576 nt
Organism: Cuscuta campestris
Lineage: Eukaryota; Viridiplantae; Streptophyta; Magnoliopsida; Solanales; Convolvulaceae
Source: the annotation of a GenBank genome assembly
CUAUAGUACAAGAUGGUUUGGUAUCGGUUUUGGUACAAAUCGAGAUGAUAUAUAUAUAUACUCCCUCCGUCCGGAAAUGAUGUUCUCAUUGUACGUUUUUUCUAUCCGGGAAUGAUGUUCCCAUUGUACGCUUUUUCCUCUAUUCUCCCUAAAAUACCCCUCUCAUUUAAUAUCCUCACAUUCACUCCUCCUAUCUACCCAACUACCCACCUCCCCAAUUAAACCCUCUCGCCCCUCUUUAGAUCUAAUCUACUCUCUCUCUCUCUGUCAGUUCUUCUUCUCUCCCAAUUCCUAGAUUACGAUCAUUCCUCUCCCAGAUCUAUACAUCUCCGCCUGAAUUCAUGGAAUCUGAUUACUCUCUUUACGAUUCCAUCAUCCCUGAGACGAAAUUUCAGGACAUUGGAGUUGAGGACGAGGUGAUUCAUUUAUCUUCCACCUAUGACGCGAAGAAGGAGGACGAGGUCAUCGUCAUCCACAGCGAUGACGAUGAUGCCGAUGUUACCCCGGUUAGAGAUAAGAACGUAGUUAUCGUCCUUGACUCUAAGGAAGAUUCUCUGUUUGGGAGCAAGGAAGAUGGCAGUUUUGAGGAUGUAGAGGGAUCUGAAUUUUUUGAGAAUCAGACUUCUCCAUCCAUGAACUUACACAUGCACCUCCACAUCGAUCUGCUGAACAUUUUAGUGCCACCCCGGAUCCUAACUUUUGGGCAUCACAGUACAAAAACCCAAAUCUGGAGGAAUUUCUUUUGCUCUUUAGUAUUGGGGGGGUUCCCUUUCUACAGUAUAUACCCCCAUAACCAUUUUCCCAUUUUCGAGAAGGUUGAGCUCAAGAUCGAUAAAUGGUCAUUGAAAUACUUCGUCAUUGAGUUUCCGGUCCACAGCCCCAUCGAUCUGCCGGGUGUCGUCCUUCGCCGCUCCAUUUCCCGGACAAGAUUUGCCGCAGCGGGCUCGGCGGAGGGAGUGUAUAAUGCCCUAAAGGGGAAGGAGGGGUUAAGUCCCCACCACUCUCUCCAAGAGGCAAAUCUGUACAAGAAGGCAGGUUUCUAUUACCCCCUGGGUCCCGACCCGAUCCCGUUCGAGGAGGUACCUUCCCCUGAGAGAUUGGCGACUACUCCUGCCGCGGAGUCUACCCCGGCUGGAAGCUCUUCUAGGGUCCAGUCCCAGGGCCACUCCACUACUAUGGUGGUGCGCAAUCCGGUCGCAUCCCUGGACGUUGUUCCUCUUUCCGCCAUUCCUGGGCUCAGGAGGCCCACUCCGUCCCAAAAACGACCAAGGGAGGGAGUCACCGAUGACGAUUUCCUACCAAAAAGGAAUAGGGGUGAUAACAUCUCCGUUUCACCCAGCCCCCUGUCAACCUCUUCUGGUCCUCAGAACUCUUCUUCCGCUGCCACUCCCGGAAGUUUAGGGCUAGAGGUACCCAACCCGGGAAGUCUGGAUUGGGAGGUAGAUGAACAUCCAGCCGAGGAUGAAGCCGAGGUGCUGCUAGAAACAGAAAUCUCCCACCCAGAGGAGAAUGAGGUGCAACAGACUCAGGAGGAGCAGCGAGAGCCGGACGAACGACAUCCCGCUACUGCUCCCCCGACUGUCAAUCUUCCCAUCCGGAGCAAGUUCACGCCACGGACUUAUUCCGCUUUCGCAGAGGGUUGGGAAGGCUUCUCCCGUGGUUUGAGAUCCCUACAAGCUUCCCAUUGGAUCAUCCAGGGGAAUCUAGAGAGGAUGCAGGGAUCAGUGCAGGAACCCAAAACUCCCCAAGCUCGCCCUGAUCUGCUUGCCCUCAAUGCCUUGCACCUCGUGGAACAGAUCUUGCAAGGGGAAAAUGCUAGGCUUCAAGCAGAUGGCUCCACGGAGCUUGUGGCUGAGAGAUCCAAGGUCCAGUCCCUUCAAGAUCAGAUUGCCAAUUCCCAAAGGGAGACCCAAGAUCUGGAAAUGCAGUUCGAAAGAUUCCGGGCACAAGUCUCCAGUCUGGAAUCAAGGGCCUCAGCUUCAGAAAACCAGGUUGGAAGCCUGAAAGCUGAAUUAGCUGAAAAGGAGUCCAGGAUUUCCACGCUGGAGGAAUCCCUCCAGGAUGCCAAGCGCGAGAGUUCCCGUUAUAAUGAAUUUGCCCUGAAGCAGAUGGAGGCCAGACGGCUCGUCCUCGAGCAGUUGAAAGGAGAGAGACAGGCUGCAAGUGAGCUCCGGGAAAAGGUGGAUGGACAAGAGAAGACGAUCGCUGCUCAUCAAGAGGAGGUGGCCACCCUAAUUGCCCGUGCCCAAGCCCUCUACGAAGAAGGACAAUUUGACAUGCAGCAGUGCAUUUACGGAGCAGUCUGUUAGAAUAAGUGACCAACGCUAGAGGGGGGGUGAAUAGCGUUUGAUCGCAGAAAUCGCAGGAAUAAAAAAUUAAGAACGUGAAAAGUAAAGAGCGUAGAAAGCGUAAAGGGAGCACACCAAGAUUUAUAUUGGUUCACCACAACGUGUGGCUAAUCCAGUCUCCCGAGAGACUCUCUCGAGCUACACUACUUCCGUUAAGCUUACGGGUGCUUAACAAACCGUUACAACCUGAGAACUCGAGUCCCACGAGCCUCAACAACACUUGCUCGG